AACUUUAUCCUUCUUUAUUCAGAAGAAUUGUUCUUAAAGCUGAUAAUGUUGAUAACAACGAUGAUGAUAAUGACAACAAUGAAGAUGGAACCAAGAUCGAAAAGGAUGGAAUCGAAAAUGAUCUUAAAGAACUUGAAUGGUAUUCAGAAAAGGCUAAAGAAGGUAAUUCAUAUAGACUAUUGAUCCUAGAUGACCGAAAAUACCCCAUCACCGCCAAAGAAGAGGUGCUGAACAUUGGAAUUGAAGUUGAAAAGGAUCAAAUGCUUACCAAUAUAGAACCUAUGGCUGAAGGAACUAACGAGAAUGAAAAGUCUGAAACACCUAACCAUAAUUGCCACAAAAUAGUAAAUAUCGAAGAGGAUAAAAAUGGAAUUGAAGUUGAAAAGGAAAAAUGUAAGGCCCUUCGAUACUUACCAAUGUAUGGACCAUGCAUCUUCGAUCCCGGUGGUUUGACCUUGUCUCGUGGAACUCGACCUUGA
This is a messenger RNA of Cetraspora pellucida, 479 nucleotides long. NCBI's taxonomy places the organism in Eukaryota, Fungi, Glomeromycota, Glomeromycetes, Diversisporales, Gigasporaceae. The record is from the annotation of a GenBank genome assembly.